AACAAGGAAGUUCACCCGAUUCCAGUCUCCUCCGCUUUCUCACCGCAAAUCUGACACAUAUCGUCGUUUUCAUUUUUUUGUCAGGAAGGUGACUGCUCACCUGUCGGUAUGGCGAUGUCAGCGUUUCAGAAGGUGACCCUCGCGACGUGCCUCGUGCUGUGUGUCGCGUUGCUGCUCCCGAAAAUGUUGUUAUCCCGGGGGAGGAAGGAUGCUGCCGAGCGGCCGGAGGGUUCAGGACGUUUCCCUCCAAUGAUGCACCGCCAGACGGCUCCAGAGAGCCGAGGCCAGAGGGCCGUGGGGUCUGGCACCUCCAGGGCCCACAACCCUGAGGCCACAGGCAGGGCCAAGGGUGCAGGAACAGGGGCAGGAGCUGGAGGCAAAUCCAACCUGGCAGGACAGAUCAUCCCUGUGUAUGGCUUUGGGAUCUUACUUUACAUCCUCUACAUACUGUUUAAGAUCACAUCUAAAGGGAACAGCAAACCAUCAGAGGCGAGGUUUCCUCCAUCACGCACAGAAAACCUCAAGAGAAAGAUCACUGAUUUCCAGCUGGCCCAGCUGCAGGAGAAGCUCAGGGAGACAGAGAUGGUGAUGGAGAAGAUCGUUUCCAAUGCCCACCACAGUCCUGACAGGGUGAAGGGUGUGAUGGCAGAUCAGGAGGAGAGUCUCCUGCAGCAGCUGACGGCGAUAACUCAGAUGAUGCAGGAGGGUCAGCUGGUGGAGGGAAUGGCUCCAGAGAAGAAGCCCCAGGAUGACUGGGAAGAUUAUCCCGAGGAGUCUCACACAUACUGGGAACAUUCCCACUGUUGUUGCGAGCAGCAGCACCACAGUCCGCAGGCAGAGGCAGAGAGGACAGAUGCCGAUGGUGCCGACCUGGUCGAAAACCUUCCCGAAGAUGUGACGAGUGGAGACGAGGCUGAGAGAGCAGAAGAUCUGAGCAAAGAAGCUGUGAAAGAAUCUGAUUCGACAGCAGAGAGCAGAGAAGAUGUAGGGUUAGAGAGAAAUUUAGGGAUAAAUGAGGAGGAAGACGUGUAUGAACACAAGAAGGGAGGGGGUCAGAUUGAUCUGAGUGUCCCAGAGGAGGACCUGGUUGGAGUCCUGAAAGAGCUGGAGCUCACGCUGAGGAUGACAUCUGUAGCGGAACAGGAGAAGAUCGAGGACCUCACGCAACCGGCAGACUCACAAACGGCCUGCAGCUCGGUCAGACGGAGAAACAAAAGGAGGAGGGCAAAGAAAGAUGUAAACUGACUGACGUGACGCAUACACAGUAAACUUGGGCCUGGUUUGUCGGGGUAGAUGGGUGUUGUGAGUCUGUUCUCAUCAGAUUGGCAGUAGCAUGACAGCUGGUGAUAGCAUGACAGUUUCUCCAGCCUUGUUUAACUUUACUUGAAGUGAAUAAAUGAGAAAAGAUGUGAACAGGACAGUUUUAUAUCAAUAACAUCAGUUUAUAAAAUGCUCAUUAUCUAAUCCAGUUAUCAUCAGUCUGCAUGUAGAAAUUCAUCAGGUUUUUAUCGUACUUUAUAACAUAAAAUGCUUCCAGAACUUCUCCAGGUUAAGAUUUUAUGUGAUUUGCUGAAAAGGUGGACAGUCUGCACGCAAAAACCAUUACUAAUUAGAUCUGUCACUGAGGCGCUGCCUUAUCAUUUUUGGUAUAUCAAAACUUUCAUCUAAGCAGGUGUCAGUUUCUGUUCCUCUGGGGUGAUCUAACAUUAUUUGCAUCUAGUAUUUUAAAAUUUAAAAAACAAGAGCAAGUAAGACUGAAUCAGACCCAAAACGGGUAAGAAUUAUGCAACUGAUGGAUGCCGAAUCUUCUUAAUGCCUAGUGUAAUUUAUUGGGAUAGCUGUGCCUUUUCUCACCUUUGUCAGCAAUAAAACACUAACGUUAAACUGUGGUCAUUCUAAAUGAGAAUUUUCCAUUCUGGGCUCUUGGAUUUGUGUGAGCAGAUACAAUAAAUUACACUGUUAAAAAGCGGCAACACUUUAGUCAAGUGUUGCCCCUUUUUAACAGCUCAAAGUUAAUGGAGUCAUCUUCUUCUUACAGUAUUUAAUAUGAAGAAAUGCUGCCUAAACCACAGACCUUUAAUUUUUGAACCUAUCAGGAAA
This is a messenger RNA of Archocentrus centrarchus (flier cichlid), 2100 nucleotides long. It is a transcript of the gene ric3b, whose product is annotated as RIC3 acetylcholine receptor chaperone b. NCBI's taxonomy places the organism in Eukaryota, Metazoa, Chordata, Actinopteri, Cichliformes, Cichlidae. Gene Ontology annotation, biological process: synaptic transmission, cholinergic; protein localization to cell surface. Gene Ontology annotation, cellular component: intracellular membrane-bounded organelle; neuron projection; neuronal cell body. The record is from RefSeq and is a predicted model, not a curated record. Bases 109 to 1245 code for a protein of 378 amino acids. The transcript has 6 exons.